Papilio polytes (common Mormon) is the source of this 744-nucleotide messenger RNA. RefSeq names its product odorant receptor 42a-like. NCBI's taxonomy places the organism in Eukaryota, Metazoa, Arthropoda, Insecta, Lepidoptera, Papilionidae. The record is from RefSeq and is a predicted model, not a curated record. Gene Ontology annotation, molecular function: odorant binding; olfactory receptor activity. Gene Ontology annotation, cellular component: plasma membrane. The transcript is spliced from 4 exons. The coding region runs from base 46 to 435 and encodes 129 amino acids. Gene Ontology annotation, biological process: sensory perception of smell; detection of chemical stimulus involved in sensory perception of smell.
UUGUGUUUUAGUUUUGCAGGUGAAAUAUCAUCUUUCUUUGGUCCAAUGUUGGGUAUAAACUACUUAAGUCAUUUAUUUCUUUGUUGUUUGUCAUUAUUCGAAUGUUCACAAGGGGACGCAAACGCAAUUUCUAAAUACGGACCUCUAACGAUAUUAAUCUUUGGGCAACUAAUCUUAAUAUCUGUUGUAUUUGAAAUAGUACAAACCGAGAGUGAGAAAUUACAAAAUGAAUUGUACUACGUAUCCUGGGAGCGCAUGGAUGUAAGGAAUCGUCGCACACUUUAUAUCUUCCUGCAACGGCUUCAGGAACCAAUUCAUAUCACUAGUAUGGGCAUGAUAUCAAUCGGCGUACUGACUAUGGCCAAGAUUCUGAAGACAACAUUUUCAUAUUUCACCUUUCUGUUGUCGAUGAAGGACAAUAAACCCAGUACUUAGUUGCUAUGGAAACCUGCUACAAACAAAUACAAAUACUUUAUUUUCACUUUCAAAAGCACAUGAGACAUGUUAUUUGAGGCACAAAAAUACAUUAAUAAAAAUGUAACUGUAAUUAGUCUUAUUUUAAUGUUUAUUCAAAUAUAUUUGUGAACUGUAAAGUUUUUAUUCUGUAUUACUUCAUCGUCAUCUUCCUUAUCAUCCCGUAUGGUCGACACAACAUGUUUUUGUCCUCCACAUAACUUUCAUGUACGGGUUUCAAAAACCUACUUUUGGAUACCUCACUGAUUUGCGGCCUGCCGCCUGCCUGUC